Molecule: messenger RNA, 1513 nt
Organism: Penaeus monodon (black tiger shrimp)
Lineage: Eukaryota; Metazoa; Arthropoda; Malacostraca; Decapoda; Penaeidae
Product: beta-1,3-galactosyltransferase 1-like
Exons: 3
Coding region: 1-969 (322 amino acids)
Cellular component (GO): membrane
Molecular function (GO): hexosyltransferase activity
Source: RefSeq, a predicted model, not a curated record
AUGCUUGUAGUGCGUUGCGUCGUGCCUCCAGCCGUUAUGCACCACGCCGACACGAGAGAGGGCGAAGGAAGCUCAGGCUCGGCGCUGGCUCUCAGUUUCAUUCUCGAGGAUUGGGCGAAAAGAGGUGAAAAUUGGAUAUCUGAGUCGGGUCGUACAAAAGCACCUAAAGUAUUCCUGAUAGAAGAGGCGGACUUCUGCCGGCGGCGUCCUCGCCUGCAGGUGAUCGCCUACGUCCACUCGGCCAUCAGCCGCGUGCAGGAGAGGCAGGAGACCCGCUCCACCUGGGCCAACGCCACGGCGUCUGGCCUCGGCGUGGACAUCGCCGCCGUGUUCAUGGUGGGACGAGCCAAGGACGAGAGGGAGAGGCAGAUUGUUCAGGAGGAAAGUCAGCGGUACCAUGACAUCGUCCAGGGCGACUACGACGAUGAUUAUCAUCUCCUCACGUACAAAGGCCUGACCGCCUUGGCGUGGAUCGCAGAACACUGCGGACGAGUGCCCUGGACCCUCCAUUCUGACGAUGACACUUUCAUCGACAUAUUCACUUACAUGGAGAGGCUGAAAGCGCUCGACGAAACAUCCAAAGACCGCUUCAUCUGCAAUCACAAAGAAGAGCCUGUUUUGCGGACCGGCCGUUGGAAGGUGAACGAAUGGGAAUUUCCAGACGCCGAAUAUCCUACGUACUGCUCCGGCGGUGUCUGGUUCCUGCGAACGAAACUCGUACCGAGGUUACUCGACGCUUGUCGGAUUGUCCCUUUCCUGUGGGUGGACGACGUCUACAUAACGGGCCUGCUAGCGCAGGCGGCGGACGUCAGUCACUUCAACGGCGGCGGACACUGCUUCGAGGCUUUGAAGCCGGCGGACAUUGGGCAAAUGCUUGUUUGGUUUUAUCCGCAAAUGGACAGAAAUAUUUUCUGGCGAAUCUUAAUUGAUUUUCACAGGAAAGUGCCGUUUUCGUUCGUUAUUGUUUAAAGCCAGAGACAUUCGAUGGAACAAUAUAUUCCUCAUAUUAAAAAAAAACAUAUGCAAAAAGUGUUUGAAAAUAUUAUUGAUUGGUGAUACUUAAAAUAUAUGAUUCAAUAGUAUAACUAUAUUCCUACUGUACGUACUGUGUCAUGUUUAAAUAUAAGAGAAUAUUUUGAGAAAAAUAUCACUUUAAGAAAAUGAAUGGUUUACACAUCCAUAAAAUAAACACAAGCAAGAUUAUCUCAGUCACAGUGCAUGAUUAUUUUUGAAUAAAAAUAGUGUAUUAUUUUCCGAGAGAACUCUACUAGUACCGUUAAACAUCUAGUAUUUGGUCGAACUAGAGAAUUGUAUAGCAAAUAUGAGUUUAUUCAGCAGUCUUAAUAUUUUGUGAACAUAAUAAAUUUCCGAGACCAAGCAUAGCUACAUAAACGGAAAACGAGUGGCUGCAAUGCACGCUGACAACAGUGAAAAUCAACAAUGAUAGAUUUUUACUGGUAUAGAAGAAAUCCCUCUCCAAAUACUUUCUGUAUAUUAUUAGACUUCAUAUACC